AAACACCACUGAGAGACCUGCCGGAACAUCAAGGUUACACCCUUAGAGAAGGAGAUAUCAAUUGGAGGAUUGGAUCUGUAAAGUCCGACAUCGAAGCUGAAUUGUAACAGCACCUGGAAGUACCAGAACAGUGUCUUCACCAAAUCAUAUCAUAAAACCACUUCCAACAUGCAUAUCGCCGUAGAAGGUUGUUCUCACGGAUGUCUGAACGAUAUCUACGCGACGGUCCAAAAAGCAGAACGAGAGAAGGGGAUCAAGGUAGAUCUUCUGCUCUUGUGCGGUGAUUUCCAGGCUCUCCGGAACUCGCACGACUACGACUCGAUCGCCAUAAGCCCGAAAUACCGGUCUCUGGGUUCCUUCCACGAAUACUAUUCUGGGAAACGGGUGGCGCCUUGUUUGACGAUUGUCAUUGGGGGGAAUCAUGAGUGUAUGAGUUAUAUGUGGGAGCUGUACCACGGCGGAUGGCUCGCACCCAACAUCUAUUACCUCGGACACGCCGGUAGCGUGAUCGUCAACGGUAUCCGGAUCUCCGGAGCCUCUGGGAUUUACAAGUCGCAUGAUUAUCAUAAAGGUCAUUUCGAGAAAGUCCCAUACGACCGCUCGACCGUCCGAUCGGCUUAUCAUACCCGGAAAUACGACAUCCAUCGAUUGUCCCAGUUGACACCCCGGCCCGGAUCGGCAUCAGGUUCUAGCGUAGAUAAAGGCGAGGAUAAAGAAACGGAGAAGGUGGACAUCUUUUUGAGCCAUGAUUGGCCAGUGGGGAUCACCCGAUUCGGGGAUGAAAAGGGGUUAUUAAGGAGGAAGACGUUCUUUACAGAAGAAGUCCGCACGAAUACGCUCGGAUCGCCUCCCCUUCUCCAGCUCUUGCAAACCCUACACCCGUCUUACUGGUUCUCCGCCCAUCUUCACGUCAAAUUCUCCGCCGUCAUCCCUCUAGAAAAGUUACGAGAGCUCGAGCGGAUCAUGCUGAACGAUCGACAGCCUAGUGGAUCGCAACGACAAAACCAGGUUCAAAAUCAGUCGACUCCGAACAAAGCUAGUAAUCCGGACGAGAUAGUCAUGGACGACAUGGACAGCGAUGACGAUCAGGCGGAUGAACCGGUUCCCAAGACGAACAACCCGGAUGAGAUAGUCAUGGCGGACAUGGACGACUCGGACGAGGAGGAGGAAGACUCGCCCACUAAAGCAUCGGAAGUCGUUGAAGCUACGCCGCUCGAGAGCGUAGAUCGUAUCGAAUCGGAUCCCACUACGAAAAAUACGGAAAUACCUCUCAAGGCGGAUGACGAAGGGAUAAAGGAGGCUUUAGAAGAGACCAGCCCGGCCUUGAUCGACGAUCAGGUCACAUCGGAAAGAACAGACGCAGCUGGGAACAUCGAAACAAAAUUCCUCGCUCUGGACAAGUGUGGUCCGCAUAAACAGUUCAUCCAGUUCAUGGAAGUUCCCACACCCGAGUCCGAUUCCCCGCCUCGCCUACAAUUCGAUCCCGAAUGGCUCGCCAUCACCCGAGCGUUCCAUCCGUGGUUGAGCUUGACGCCGAAUCAACGCCCGCUCCCAUCGCACGAAGAAGGCAGGAAGUUGAUCGAGGCGGCACGAACAUGGAUCGAAGAGAACGUCGUCAAGAGGGAGAUGCCAACAAACGUGGGCAUACCUGCAAUCGAAGCAGUCGCGCCGAUCACGCAGGGGGUAGAGGAGCAGGGAGGCGACGGGAUGGUGCAGAAGCAGGAAUAUCAGGACGAGUCGGUCGCACCGGGAGUCAAACCGUUCGGACCGCUCGACGUCGAGGGUGUACAAGUCUUUCAACCAACGGCUCCUGCCGAAUUCUGCGGUCCCGCCUUUCCUGGUCAAUGGUUCACGAACAGGCAGACGGAAGAGUUGUGCAAGCUGCUUGGCGUUCCGAACCGUAUCAAUCCCUUGCCUACCGGUGUAUAAGCUAGCUCGAACAUAACAUGUGAUGACGUGCCC
Messenger RNA from Filobasidium floriforme, 1962 nucleotides. Its product is annotated as putative RNA lariat debranching enzyme. NCBI's taxonomy places the organism in Eukaryota, Fungi, Basidiomycota, Tremellomycetes, Filobasidiales, Filobasidiaceae. Gene Ontology annotation, molecular function: RNA lariat debranching enzyme activity. Gene Ontology annotation, cellular component: nucleus. Bases 169 to 1929 code for a protein of 586 amino acids. Gene Ontology annotation, biological process: mRNA splicing, via spliceosome. The record is from RefSeq and is a predicted model, not a curated record. The transcript is spliced from 10 exons.